AUGAGUGAAUCAUGCGCAGGCGCGGGUGGCGCGGCGGAGCGUAUCCUGCGCGGGCGCACGUCGCGAUCGCAGCUCGCCGCGCGCCACAUUCCAUGCGAUCGUUGCCUCCACACAUUCGCAACUGCUCUGAUGCAAUAUUCAACUUUACUUCGUCCUUGCAAUGCCGUAAUUCGUUAUUACAGAGGCGUGUCGAUUAGCGCGGCGGCAGCGGAGGGCGGCGGGGUGUGGCCGGUGAGGGACGCGGGCACCGGGCGAGGCUGCUGCGAGUGUCCGCCGCUGUCGGCCGGACUAACCCGUCCCUUCAGGUCAGCGCUCCAGCCGGCUAUUUAUAGAGGUGCCCCU
This is a messenger RNA of Brenthis ino (lesser marbled fritillary), 342 nucleotides long. The record is from the annotation of a GenBank genome assembly. NCBI's taxonomy places the organism in Eukaryota, Metazoa, Arthropoda, Insecta, Lepidoptera, Nymphalidae.